AUGAGACCACGUGUUAAAAGCAUUGAUUCUACUAUAACAGCUGCUCCAACAACUAGUGAAAGUGUUACAGCAGCGGCAGUAACAGCAACAGCAGCCGCGGCAACUACACUCAACUAUCAGGAUGAGCAUGUAGUGCGUCCACAUUUAACCAGUCAUCACCACUAUCAUUUGCCACAUCAAUUUCAGCAUCCACAUCAUCAAAAUCAUCAUCCACACAUACACGGCAGUGUGCCCGUACCAACACCGACAGUACCCGCUUCAUAUGCUACGACUCAUAUACUAAACGAAACACGUCACAUUCGAGCUGCUAGUGGCGGCCCGCCAACAGAUGAUGAUGGUAAUGGUGCAGAUUCCAUAGGACGACGAACACCACCAACGGUUGCACCAUCACCAAAUUUAUUGCUGCCAUCAGAAACAGCAUCGCAUACAUCAGUUUCACCCGCAAAGUCUACUGCACGCAUGCGUGACUCUACUUCACAGCAUCGAGUAACAAUUGACGAAUCAAAUCUACCAGUUUCUUCAACACUGACUCAUCAACCGAUAGACGUGACUGGUAGCGGUUCUGACGGUGGUGACGGUUCAGGACCACCAACACCAGGCAGCUCCUCACAACAAUUAGAUAGUGUGGUUAACGAAAGACAAACUGGUCACUUAGCACUCAUGUAUCACUCAUCACAAUUAACAAGUUAUCCGGUGUUGCCGGCUAUAAAGCGUACACAUCGACCAUCUUUCAUAUAUCCACCAAUGCCGAGAGUGAGAGCUGGCGAUGCAUUGGCAACUCUUUUCUCAGCGCUUUAUGGAAAAUUAUUGGUGGUUAUGGGUAUUGCUUUCCCAAUGGCUGAGGUUAUAUCUACUUAUAUACCACCUUCGUUUUAUGAGCUUUAA
Messenger RNA from Teleopsis dalmanni, 885 nucleotides. RefSeq names its product proton channel OtopLc-like. The record is from RefSeq and is a predicted model, not a curated record. Gene Ontology annotation, molecular function: proton channel activity. The transcript has 4 exons. NCBI's taxonomy places the organism in Eukaryota, Metazoa, Arthropoda, Insecta, Diptera, Diopsidae. Gene Ontology annotation, biological process: proton transmembrane transport. The coding region runs from base 1 to 885 and encodes 294 amino acids. Gene Ontology annotation, cellular component: membrane.